AGGAGCAAGUAGCAGGAGCUUGCGAAGCAGAUUAGAAAAUUGAUUGUUUCGUUUGAACAGAAAAUGAAAUAAUUAUACUAAAUGUAGUAUAUUUUUUAAUUAAAUGCAUAAAAUUUAUUAGUAAGCAAUUUUUACUACUGAAACUAUGUGGGGAACUCUUAGUACAUAUCUUGAGAAUCCUAUCAGAGACCAAUCGGUAUCUGAUAAUUUUAGGUUUCAAGACUAAGAUUUCCUAGUUGGAGCAAAAAUCUAAUCUUGAGUAAGCUGGAGUAAUGAUCUAUUAAAAAGUUGGAGAUAGCUCGGUUAUUUAACUAACUUUGGAGAAAAUGUCUAUUAUUAUUCGUCUUCAAAAUCUACCCUUGUCUGCUAAAUCUGGAGAUAUUCGUCAAUUCUUUGGAGGUCUCCGCAUACCAAAUGGCGGUGUGCAUAUUGUUGGUGGUGAAAAGGGGGAUGCUUUUAUAGCUUUUGAAUCUGACGAAGAUGCUCGUCUUGCCAUGCGAAAAGAUGGCAGUAAAUUGAUGGGUUCUCGAGUCAAGUUAUAUUUAAGUAGCUAUAUGGAAAUGCAGCAUGAAAUUGACAGAAUAACAAAAGAAUAUCUUGAGGAACCUAAUAGGUUAUCCCCUCAUGAAAGAUUAAGAAGAAGAAGUCCUCUACAUGUGCGUGAACGAAGUGCUGAUAACAUUAAGCACUAUGGAUCUAAUUCUCCGAUGAGAAGCAGAAGUACCUACUAUCCUGAAAGAGGACUUUCUGUUCAUUCCAGAAGAUCACCAAGACGAAGAUCCAGGUCUCCAAGAUUUAGAUUCAGAUCUCCAAGAUUUAGAUCCAGGUCACCAAGAAUGAGAUCCAAGUCACCCAGACUAAGAAGUCGAUCCCCAAGAAUCAGAUCAAGAUCGCCCAGAAAAAGAUCCAGAUCACCUUAUAUUCAUGCUUCUGAAAGAUCAAGAUCUCCGCUCUCUCGAAGAUCAAUUUCACCUUUACCAAAACUUGCUUCUCAUCGUAGAAGUAGAUCGAUUUCUCCUCAUAGAAAGGAAUUCCCUGGAUACAAAUAUUCAUUUUAUGAAUUUGAAAAUAGUGGUGAUCGAAAUUCAUACCAAAAAGAGCGAAUUUCAAGGCAUGAUGAAUAUUUUAAAAGAGGAAAUACUUCUAGAGAAUUUACAAAUGCUUCUGAUUGGAUUAAGAAAGAUUUAUUAAAAGAAGAACAAGCACAACUAGAAAAAAGAAUUACUGAAGUUCUAAAAACAGGCCUUGAUGCUAUAAAGAAACAUGAUUCUUUCCACAGUAUGCCCAACACUGCAGAUGUUUCAUAUUCUACUCCAAGUUCUUACACCAAUCUUGUUCCUGAAGGAAGAUUACAAGACAGCAUCCAUCCAUAUUUAGUAGCAAAUGUAAAUAUUAAUAAAGACACUCUUCCAACAAACUCAUUUCCACCACCUAAUAUUGAUUAUAUUAAGUCUCAGAAUAUGAGUGUGAACAAUGAACAAUUUCUAAAUCCAUUACCACCUAUUGUUCCCAAUACAUCUGUGCCACCUCCUCCUCUACACAUGACAGCUCUACCAUCAAUGAAUGUACCACCACCAAUGCAAAUGCCAGUUGUACCUCCUGCUGUUCCUGUAUCAAAUCUUCCUCCACCUGCACCUGUGCCAGCAAUGCCACCACCAUUAUCCGAUCCUCCAGUGGAUGUAGCUAUACUUUGUCCAGGAUUUUUUAUUACAGUAUCUGGUUUAGAUCCUAAAUGGAAUUUCAAGGAAGUUCAACAAAUGCUGAAAGGUACAUUUGUACCUGUAAGUAAUAUCAAAUGGGAGAUAGAUGAUCUUGGUUUAAAAACUGGUACAGCUUUUAUAAAAUUGACAAUUCGAGAAGAUUUUAAUCAUAUUCUACAUCAUGCAACAUAUGUUUACAAUGGUCGAUUAAUCACAGUUAGUGAAUGUCCUAGUCAUGUUGUGCACCGUUAUUUUUUACCAGAAUGGCCUUCUAAAGGACCGAUUGAUACACCACAAACUAAUUUUUAUUAUUAUAGAUUAAAAGGAUUACCUUAUAGCGUUACUUAUGAUGAUAUAAUACAGUUUUUCCAAGGUCUAGAUAUUGUUGAUAUAUAUAUUGAACAUGAAAACGAAAUAGCAACUGGAAUAGGUUAUGUUGGUUUUGGUAAUGUGCAAGAUUAUCAAGACGCUUUAAAAAUGAAUGGAAAGAAUAUUGGUCGGAGAUUUAUACAUAUGAUGGCUAGUUGUAAAAAAUCAAUGCUUAAAUUGAAAAAGAGACGAGGUGAUCUUUUGAGUCAAUCCAAGAUUUUGAUCCCAUCUGUUGUUCCACAAAGUAAUCCUACAUCAGAUAUUAGUCUGCCUUCCCAAAGGCGACCUCUUUGUACACUAUUAACUGGUUUACCUCAGGAUAUAACACCAAUUAGAAUUAGAAAUUUCUUCAAGAGUGCUGGGCCCACACCUGAUGCUAUUCAUGUCACUUUAAAUGACAAAGGACGGCCAAACUGUCGAGCAUAUGCAGAAUUCAAUAGAGUUCAAGACUUUGAUGCUGCCUUAAAAUGCCAUGGAACAAAUCUCGAUGGAAAAAUCAUCUGUGUGAAGCAAAUAUUGUUUGAUGAAAUGGAAAAAAUUUUAAGUACUCAAAGAGCAAUACGUUUCGUUGAAGAACUUCCUACUUCAAAUGUACCAGAUAAAAUGCCCUAUUUGUGGCAGUCUCCAAAUAGCCGAAACUCACCUGUGAACUUCCCUUUGCCAGAUAAUAAUUACAGAAGAAUGUUGAUUGGUCCUGAAACUACUUUAAAUAGACCUGAUGUUCAAGUGUUUGAAUAUGGUAAUCAAUCUAGAGAACCCACAGCAAUUCAAGGUAAUAUGCAGUAUGAACCAGAUAAUUCAUUUCAUUUGCAACGGAGACAACAUCGAGAUUCCAGUCCAUUUCAAAGUGAAAAGUGGCCUUUAUCCAACUCUUCUUUAGAUAUUAGAGGGAGAGAUGAUUUAUUCAGCUCUCCUAAACAGAUAAAUUCUGAGGACUUUAUUGGUAGCAGACUUACUAUAAAAGUGGAAGAUUUUGAGUCAAACAGAAAUCCUGUGAAAUUUGAAAUGAAAACAAAACAGCCAAUGCCAAAGAAAAGUGAAUUAAGUGAGGCAUUUGAUAGAUCUCUAAAGCCUGAAUUCAAGAAAAAGCUUACCAAGUUAUCCCCAGAAAGGCCAUCUGUUCAAGAAAUCAAAACCACUUCUAACAAAAAUGACAAUUUUAAGGAGAAGAGGUCAGAAAGCUGUAGUAAAGUCUCGUCAGAUAGAAAUAUACAAAAAAGAGAUGGGAAGAAGUCCCCUGACGUUUUUGAUUCAUUCAAGGUAAGAAGUGAAAGUGAUGCUGGUAGAAACAGUAAAUCUGAUCCCAAAUAUAAAGGUAAAAUUAAUGAAAGAAGACGAGAUGAUUUUUCAUAUAAAAAUUAUCCUAGAAGUCCAUCUCCUGCCAGACGUUCAAGCAAUCGGCAUUCUCGAUCUCAAUCUCCUUACAACCGUGACAGAUACAUGUCUGAUCCCUGUUUAUUAGCUGACAGAGAUGAAGCUGUAGUGCAAAUCAGCAAUGUGGAUCCUAUUGUUGAAGGCCCAGAACUUGCAGAUUUUCUUCGAGGGUUUGAUGUUAACCAUGAUAAAAUAAUUCGAAGAAUCGAUCGUGGUAAACCAGCAUGGGAUAUCCGUGUCACUUUUCGGAGUUAUAGAGAGGCAGAAAGAGCUAUUCGGUUUUUAAACGGAAGCUACUUAAAUGGUAUACCUGUGAAUAUGUUUUUUGUUGAUUAGACUGAAUUGUUUAAAAAUUUUCAUUUUAUGUUAAUAAUCUUUUUCAUGGAAAGUACCCAUUUUGAAUUUCUCAUUCUUACAUACUUACAUUUUUUUUUGUUAUUGUUUUUAUGUAUUUAAAUGCAAUAAACAAAUUUUCCAUCAGUAAUGAAAGAAUCU
Messenger RNA from Argiope bruennichi, 3938 nucleotides. RefSeq lists its product as uncharacterized. Gene Ontology annotation, molecular function: RNA binding. Gene Ontology annotation, cellular component: nucleoplasm; ribonucleoprotein complex. The transcript is spliced from 3 exons. The record is from RefSeq and is a predicted model, not a curated record. Gene Ontology annotation, biological process: regulation of RNA splicing. Bases 327 to 3779 code for a protein of 1150 amino acids. Lineage: Eukaryota; Metazoa; Arthropoda; Arachnida; Araneae; Araneidae.